GUCUGGAAGAAUCAGUUUCAGGUGAACAGGUUCCACGUAACCAAAACAAUGUUUGCAGAUUUGGACUAUGAUAUUGAGGAAGAUAAGCUAGGGAUCCCCACUGUACCUGGGACAGUGACCCUGAAGAAGGAUUCUCAGAACCUGAUAGGGAUCAGCAUUGGGGGCGGAGCACAGUACUGCCCCUGUCUCUACAUUGUCCAGGUAUUUGAUAACACUCCAGCAGCCUUAGAUGGCACCGUAGCAGCUGGUGAUGAAAUCACAGGAGUGAAUGGGAAGUCCGUCAAAGGGAAAACUAAGGUGGAGGUGGCCAAGAUGAUACAGAUGGUAAAGGGAGAAGUGACGAUACACUACAACAAGCUUCAGGCCGACCCAAAGCAGGGCAAGUCUUUGGAUAUCGUAUUGAAGAAGGUAAAGCAUCGACUGGUAGAGAACAUGAGCUCAGGGACAGCGGAUGCCCUGGGGUUAAGUCGAGCCAUACUUUGCAAUGAUGGACUAGUGAAGAGAUUAGAGGAGCUGGAGAGGACUGCAGAGUUAUACAAAGGCUUGACUGAGCACACCAAAAGUCUUCUCAGGGCUUUCUUUGAGCUAUCCCAGACACACAGAGCAUUUGGAGACGUUUUCUCUGUCAUUGGUGUACGGGAGCCUCAACCAGCUGCCAGUGAAGCCUUUGUGAAAUUUGCUGAUGCCCAUCGCAACAUUGAGAAGUUUGGGAUUCACCUUCUGAAAACCAUUAAGCCGAUGCUUACUGACUUGAAUACGUAUCUGAAUAAAGCCAUUCCUGACACAAGACUGACUAUCAAAAAAUACUUGGAUGUCAAGUUUGAAUAUUUGUCUUACUGCCUGAAAGUCAAAGAGAUGGAUGAUGAAGAGUACAGCUGCAUUGCUCUGGGUGAACCCCUCUACCGGGUCAGCACUGGCAACUAUGAAUACCGCCUUAUCCUUCGUUGCCGGCAGGAGGCUCGCACACGCUUUGCCAAGAUGAGGAAGGACGUGCUAGAGAAAAUAGAGCUCCUGGACCAGAAACAUGUGCAAGACAUCGUGUUCCAGCUCCAACGUUUUGUCUCCACAAUGUCUAAGUACUACGAUGACUGCUAUGCCGUGCUCCGAGAUGCGGAUGUCUUUCCCAUUGAGGUGGACCUUGCCCGCACUACUCUCAACUAUGGGCAGAAGGACACAUACACAGAUGGGGCAGAAGAAGAAGAAGAAGGAGAAAGCGAGAGAGAGGGUAGCGGGAAGGAGGACACAAAUGGUGAAAAGCUCAUUGAUGAUGCGUGAGUGUGCCAGCAUGGCCAGAGGAAGGACUUUGCAGACUGUUAUGAAAACAUGUAUUUCACAUG
Tauraco erythrolophus (red-crested turaco) is the source of this 1337-nucleotide messenger RNA. The record is from RefSeq and is a predicted model, not a curated record. NCBI's taxonomy places the organism in Eukaryota, Metazoa, Chordata, Aves, Musophagiformes, Musophagidae.